AUUACGCUGUCGUGGUUUGUUAGGGCUGUCAGAAGUUAGUCGUUUGUUGCACACUGGAUCCUUUCUCUUGAUAAUUAUGAUUGCAUAUAUUUUAUAUACCACUCUUGCAGGUUUGGCAGUUUUGCCGUUAUUCCUUUACUUAAGAAACCCUUACAUUAUGAACGAUAUAAACUACGCCAUUACAGCUCUUCGCAUCGCCAUGAAAUUAAGCAAAUACAAGAAACACAAACCAUUUUACAGUAUUUUGGAUUGUUUUCUGGACAAAGUGGCGAAGCUGCCGAACAAGAAGUUUCUGGUUUUCGAGGAGAGCUCAUUCACGUUCAGCCAAGCAGAUAAAGAGAGCAACAAAGUAGCCACAGCCUUAAGGACGCAUGCCCACUUGAAGGAAGGAGACACAGUGGCAGUCUUUCUGGAAAACGAGCCUAUGUUUGUGUGGAUCUGGCUCGGACUGGCCAAACUUGGAUGCACAGCUGCCCUGCUCAACUACAACAUCAGGUCCAAAUCUCUGCUGCACUGCUUCUCCUGCUGUGAAGCCAAGGUCCUGAUCGCAGGUGCAGACUUGCGAGGUGCGGUAGAGGAGGUGUUGCCCACCUUGAAGCAGCAGGGCGCCCGUGUGUUCAUCCUCAGUGAGGACUGUGAUUUGGAGGGUGUCGAAAACCUCUCUGACAAGAUUCAGCAGGCUUCGGACCAACCUGUGUCGCCUAACCUGAGGGCCAACAUUACCAUUAAGAGCCCCGCUCUGUACAUCUACACCUCAGGAACCACAGGACUUCCUAAAGCAGCUGUAAUUAACCACGAGAGAAUAUGGAUGGCGUCUUUUCUUCAGUCUAUUGCUGGCGUACGUUCAGACGAUGUCGUCUUCGUGUACCUGCCUCUUUACCACAGUGCUGGCUUUCUGAUGGGUCUUUGUGGAGCCAUAGAAAAAGGCAUCACUGUCGUUUUAAAACGGAAAUUCUCUGCCUCUCAAUUCUGGAAUGACUGUAGAAAGUACAAUGUGACGGUCAUUCAGUACAUAGGAGAGAUUAUGCGCUACCUCUGCAACACACCAAAGAGAGACAAUGACAAGGAUCAUAAAGUCCGAUUGGCUGUGGGGAAUGGAAUAAGAUCAGAUACCUGGGCUGAUUUCCUGCAGCGGUUUGGGGACAUUCACAUCUGUGAAUGCUAUGGAGCAACAGAGGGAAAUAUUGGCUUUGUGAACUAUGCUGGGAAAGUUGGAGCUAUUGGCAGAGAGCAUUUUCUCCACAAAAUGGCAUGCCCUUACAAACUCAUAAGGUACGACACAGAGAAAGAGGAGCCGGUCAAAGACUCUAGAGGAUUUUGUAUUGAAGUCCCCACAGGAGAGACUGGUUUGUUGGUGGCGAAGAUUGGAGAGAAAACACCAUUCAGCGGCUACGCCAGAAACAAUCAGCAGACGGAGAAGAAGAAGCUGAGAGAUGUGUUUGUGAAGGGAGACCUCUACUUUAACAGUGGCGACCUUCUGAGGAUAGAUGACGAGGGAUUUGUCUUCUUUCAAGACCGCAUUGGAGACACUUUCAGGUGGAAAGGAGAAAACGUGGCAACCACAGAGGUGGCUGAUAAUUUGCUCAUGGUAGAUUGUAUUGAGGAGGCUAAUGUCUAUGGUGUGAAGGUGCCAGGACAUGAGGGGAGAAUUGGAAUGGCAGCACUGACGCUGAAAGAAAACAUGGACUUUGACGGCAAAGCCACAUAUCAGUAUGUCAAAAAAUCCCUCCCCAGCUAUGCAAGGCCACGCUUCAUUCGCAUACAGGAUGCGCUGGUAUUGACUGGGACAUUUAAGCAAAUGAAGGUAAAGCUGUGUGAGGAGGGCUUCAACCCUGCCGUCAUCAAGGACUCUUUGUUCUACCUGGAGGACAAUAAUGGCUACGUACCCAUGACUCAGGAGAUAUUCAACUCCAUCACGGAUGGCAAAAUCAGGCUGUGAAUGACUUCAGUCUUUAUUAUUGUAAAAGCUAUGAAACUCAGAUUGCACAUUUGAUUUACAGGAUUCCGAAUGAUGAUAAAUGACCCGCACACUGACCAUUUAUGUAUGGCACAUAUCAUGAGCUGUUUUAUUGUGUACAGAAAUAUAUCACAGAAUAAUUUUGUUUUAAAUACUUUUUAAUAAAAAGAUCUUAAAAAUAUGAUUGUAAAUGAGCAAAGCAAUCCCCAAAUCAUGUCAUAUUUGUUUAUUUUACACAGUUAGUGAUUUUCAAUUU
This is a messenger RNA of Scomber japonicus (chub mackerel), 2213 nucleotides long. Its product is annotated as long-chain fatty acid transport protein 2-like. The record is from RefSeq and is a predicted model, not a curated record. The transcript has 10 exons. Lineage: Eukaryota; Metazoa; Chordata; Actinopteri; Scombriformes; Scombridae. Gene Ontology annotation, molecular function: long-chain fatty acid transmembrane transporter activity; long-chain fatty acid-CoA ligase activity. Bases 77 to 1939 code for a protein of 620 amino acids.